Mus caroli (Ryukyu mouse) is the source of this 702-nucleotide messenger RNA. RefSeq names its product glutaredoxin 2 (gene Glrx2). Gene Ontology annotation, molecular function: protein-disulfide reductase activity. Lineage: Eukaryota; Metazoa; Chordata; Mammalia; Rodentia; Muridae. Gene Ontology annotation, cellular component: mitochondrion. The record is from RefSeq and is a predicted model, not a curated record.
AUGGGGCGGAGCGAGGCAGCCGGAGGGGCGGGCUCCCGGCGUCGUGGUCGCGCUCGCCCGCUGCUCUCCCGGAGGCUGCCGGGGACCCUUGGCUAUGUCCUGGCGCCGCGCGGCUUCGGUGGGGAGGCGGCUGGUGGCGAGCGGGAGGAUCUUGGUGGGGCGGCGUGGCGCGGCUGGAGCUGAGGGCUCGGGAAUGGGAAACAGCACGUCGUCGUUUUGGGGGAAGUCUGCAGCUACUCCUGUGAACCAGAUCCAAGAAACAAUUUCUAACAAUUGUGUGGUGAUUUUCUCAAAAACAUCCUGUUCUUACUGUUCCAUGGCCAAGAAGAUUUUCCAUGACAUGAAUGUCAACUACAAGGCUGUGGAGUUGGAUAUGCUGGAAUAUGGCAACCAGUUUCAAGAUGCGCUUCACAAGAUGACUGGGGAAAGAACUGUUCCCAGGAUAUUUGUCAAUGGACGAUUUAUUGGAGGCGCAGCGGACACUCACAGGCUUCACAAAGAAGGGAAAUUGCUGCCUCUGGUUCAUCAGUGUUAUUUAAAAAAAAAACAAGAGGAAAGACAUUGAAUGAUGUGGAUAGUCGCCAUACCAGUAAAUGCUAGUUAGUGCAGUCGUACCUUUGACUUGAGGCUGUUUUCAGUGUGUGGAUUGCCUUCAUAAAGAUGAUUCAAAAUAAUGAACAAUAAAUUUCCCUGGACCCUUCA